GAUUGGUGGCCCUGGGAGGGCGGGCUCUUUACCGCUGCCGCUCCGCUCCCCGAUCCUCAGCAGAGCAGAGAUGGCGGCCGCUGCGCAAGUACUGGGUCGGCGUGUGGCCAGCUGGAGACUGCGGACGCCGCUCGCCGGCCUCGUAUCCCAGCGGGCCCACUCAAUGUUGCCCGUGGACGAUGCGAUCAACGGACUGAGUGAGGAACAGCAGCAGCUUCGUCAGACCAUGUCUAGGUUCCUUCAGGAGCACCUAGUCCCCCAGGCCCAGGAGAUUGACCGCAGCAACGAGUUUAAGAACUUUCGAGAGUUUUGGAAGCAGCUGGGGAACCUGGGGGUCUUGGGCAUCACAGCCCCUGUUCAAUAUGGUGGCUCUGGCCUGGGCUACCUGGAGCAAGUGCUGGUGAUAGAAGAGAUAUCCCGAGCUUCAGGAGCAGUGGGACUCAGUUACGGUGCCCACUCCAACCUCUGUGUCAACCAAAUUGUGCGGAAUGGAAACGAGGCCCAGAAGGAGAAGUACCUCCCCAAGCUGAUCAGUGGGGAGUAUGUCGGAGCUCUGGCCAUGAGUGAACCCAAUGCUGGCUCUGAUGUCGUCUCCAUGAAGCUAAAAGCAGAAAAGAAAGGUGAUCACUACAUCCUGAACGGCAGCAAGUUCUGGAUCACCAAUGGCCCCGAUGCCGACAUCCUUGUUGUCUAUGCCAAGACAGAUGUGGCUGCGGUGCCAGCCUCUCGGGGCAUCACAGCCUUCAUUGUGGAGAAGAAUAUGCCUGGCUUCAGCACCUCCAAGAAGCUGGACAAGCUGGGGAUGAGGGGCUCUAACACCUGUGAGCUGAUCUUUGAAGACUGCGAGGUUCCUGCUGCCAACAUCCUGGGCCAUCAAAAUAAGGGCGUCUACGUGCUGAUGAGUGGGCUGGACUUGGAGCGGCUGGUGCUGGCUGGUGGGCCCAUCGGGCUCAUGCAGGCUGUCCUGGACCACACCAUUCCCUACGUGCACACACGGGAAGCCUUUGGCCAAAAGAUCGGCUACUUCCAGCUGAUGCAGGGGAAGAUGGCUGACAUGUACACCCGCCUCAUGGCAUGCCGGCAGUAUGUCUACAAUGUUGCCAGGGCCUGUGAUGCAGGCCACGUCACCUCCAAGCCCUGGCAGGGCCCUGCUGACCUGGAGCUUCCCCACAGGACUGUGCGGGUGUGGUUCUUUACUCAGCGGAGUGUGCCACAAAGGUAGCCCUGGAUGGCAUCCAGUGUUUCGGUGGUAAUGGCUACAUCAAUGACUUUCCCAUGGGCCGCUUUCUUCGAGAUGCCAAGCUCUAUGAGAUUGGGGGUGGGACCAGUGAGGUGAGGCGACUGGUCAUCGGCAGAGCCUUCAAUGCAAACUUCCACUAACCUUCACUCCCCUUCCCACCACCUGGAGGCCUUUCUUUGGAAUGAGAGAUGUGACAGCUCUUAACACCUGCCAGAGGCAGACCCUGCUGCCCAGCUGCCCUCUAGCCUCUGCAUGAGGUUGAGUUUUCCACAGUGGCUGCCAAGCACUGUGGGCCUCAGAGCCAGCCAACCAGCCUGCCCAGAUGAUGCAGGCAUGGGGGGAAUACAGCGGCCAUUGUGGUACCACGUUUGGGUCUGAACAUGAAGCAAGAUGCUACUGAGGGCUGUGGUUGGUGGAGGAUCUACCUGAAAAGCCUUCAGAGGCUUAAAGUGGAUUCAGCAGAAAAUAUGUUGGCUUUUCUGUGGCUCACUGGGAGGACUUUGUUCUGGGCCCUUCACCUCUCAUUUCUGAGUCUGCUGUACCCACCUCCCAGGUAGGUACCUGGAGGCAGGGAGGCAGCCACUCCUUUUCCUUGGGUGAGCCUCUGGCAGGUAGGCCUCUGCUCAAGUACAGCAGAAGCAUGGCCUCUCUCCAUUUAUUCAAACUUAAGAGCCUCUUUUCUUUCUCUUUGGGGAAAAAGACCCCCAAGAACCUAGUAUUUUUUUCCUGUUGAUUUCUAGAGGUAUCAGUUCCAGCAGCAGCAGGCACCCAGUCUGCAGCUGCCCAUCCAUCCCUCCAAGGUUUUAUUCUUUAGGGCUGAAAUCCUACCAUGUUGGGGUGGAGCUCUGGGAAGAGGCAUCUCAGACCACCUGUGCCACCUGCUGAGUCUACAAUGGGGCAGGUGGUCUACAUGCUUGUGGAGGAUUGGCUCCAAUGUGGCCUCAAGGCAGCACUUCUGAGCCCUUUAGCAUUACUCUGUCCCCACCACCGUCCAGUCUCCUGGCCACAUGACAGUUCAUAACUGACUGGGUGGGCCUGGGUUGGCUGGCUCAGCUCCAAUCAGAGCUGACUGCGUAUAUUUCUCUCCACACCCUAUGGCUAGUUUUGUUACAACUGCACAGCAGCUGCCAUUUUAUAUUAAACUUAUUAAGAAGCAAACCAUCUGCUUUUAAACUGGUGUUUUGGGGGAGAAGCAAUUGACUUGUCACUGUCUCCUGUCUGGCUCCAGCCCCAUGUCCUGCUCCUGCCCUCCAGCCUGCUCACUGGUGAGAGGGGGGGCAAAGGGGUGGGAUGAGCCCUUAGGAUAGAGGAGGUUUCAACUUCUCUUUCCCAGAUCUGCCAGUGAUUAUUUUAAAGGAAGAAGGAAGGCCAGAGUUUUAAGUCUUGGAGCUAGAAGGAAGCUCAUUAAUUUCUGGGAACCAUUCUCAUCUUUUAAAAGAUCAGUAUAAUUUGAUUUUCCCAAGGUCAGAACAGGAACUAGAAUCCAGAUCAGCAGAAAUGGUAAAAAUGCCAGCCUGGGCCAAGCCCCUGCACAGCCAUCUGCCUGGUGCAUGGUUAGAGUGGAACAGGUUUGGAUUGUUACUACCAUAUGUAAAUUCCCUAAAAAAACUAGUUUUCUUGGCUCUCAGCCCAGUAGUGCCUGUUCUGACUUUUGGUCUGGUCCCCAGCCAAGCACUGUUCCCAGCCUGAUGGCCCGAGACAGGUGGUGUUACUUCCUUACCAACCCCAGCCCAGCUGCAUCUUGAGGGGAAGACCGUCCCAGGGCUGUGUCACUGUCCAUCUCCUCACCCUGCCCUCUGCUGCCUUACAGAUGAAUGUGGCUAAAAUGGUGGUCUUGCUGGGUUCAAAGUAUAGCUGGAACAACCAGCCUGGAUGUGUUCAGAAUGUGACAGAAUGCAAUGUUUUUGUCCAUUCAGUGUGGGUAACAGAACCCUGCUACCAACUUGAGGAGAAGGUGAUUGUUGUCCUGAUGCAGUAUGUAAAAUACAAAUGUUUAAAAAUAAAGACCCCCCAAACGUA
Molecule: messenger RNA, 3259 nt
Organism: Manis javanica (Malayan pangolin)
Lineage: Eukaryota; Metazoa; Chordata; Mammalia; Pholidota; Manidae
Gene: IVD
Product: isovaleryl-CoA dehydrogenase
Biological process (GO): L-leucine catabolic process
Cellular component (GO): mitochondrion
Molecular function (GO): 3-methylbutanoyl-CoA dehydrogenase activity; flavin adenine dinucleotide binding
Source: RefSeq, a predicted model, not a curated record